This is a messenger RNA of Esox lucius (northern pike), 3189 nucleotides long. Its product is annotated as zinc finger protein ZFMSA12A-like. Bases 251 to 2512 code for a protein of 753 amino acids. Lineage: Eukaryota; Metazoa; Chordata; Actinopteri; Esociformes; Esocidae. Gene Ontology annotation, biological process: regulation of transcription by RNA polymerase II. Gene Ontology annotation, molecular function: RNA polymerase II cis-regulatory region sequence-specific DNA binding; DNA-binding transcription factor activity. The transcript has 9 exons. The record is from RefSeq and is a predicted model, not a curated record.
CCUGCCGCCAAUAAAGUAGCAUUAGCUAGAUGGCUAGCUACUAGCUAGCUAGUUUACAUUUCAGCCAAAUCAGCUAGCCAAGCCUUCUAGCUAGCCAACGACAUGAACAAGGCCUACUGUACAGUUUUAAGCGAAACAAUUUUUUUAUACUGUCAUCAACUGUUACCUAUGCAGUUGUUAACUAGUAAAGAAUUUGGAUUCCCCCAUUCCACUCUCCUCCCUUCGCCUUUUGGUCCCCCCUCUACGGCUGAUGUCUGCAUUUAUGUGGCAGGUAGCACAACAGAGGGCCAUCAAGCAUUAUGGAAAACUAGAGGAGUUUGUAACUGUGGUAACACAAACUGUCCCAGAACUUAUGACUGACAGACAGAGGACCCUCCUUAUUUUGGGGCUGAGAGCAAGGGUAAACCCUGUCAGCCUCCGAACCCUCCUUUAUAGAAUAAAGUCUUCUCAACAUGCACAGUCCAAUGAAGCAGGCAUGGAAUCACCCGAAGCUGACUUUGCCAAGCUCACCCAAAGCUUGAUUACAGACCCAGUUGAGCGUGAACACUUUGUCCAAGUGGUGUUCCCUGAAGAAUUCAGACCAGAUUUUGACCAAGUGCUUCAGGAACUCGUCUGUGACUUUCUCACUCGGUUGGAAGAGCUGCUUACACUACCAGACUUCAAACAGACUGCACUCUUGCUGAGUGCUGGCUCCUCUGGCCUGGAUGAAUGUCUGCAGUCUUUUUCUCACUCAGAGGAUCUCCAGUUUCUGCUGCAAAAUUACAAACAAUGCAGAACAUUGUACACAAACAUUUCCUCCUCUGACAUUCCUCAGGAGUCAGAUAUUGAAUCUGAUGCCUUCCCGGAUCAGUUAAACCGCACCAAUCAGGACACUGGUGUGAGUAUGAGGCCUGGUAUACAAAACAGAGACUGCCAAAGGAUGGAGUUGGCAUCACAUUUGGUGGAAAUGGGGAGCACAAGAGAUAUCAUUGGCUGUGAUGAAACCUGUGAUGAAGGGAAUGAAGAUGACAUAGAUGUUGUGGAGGAGUCGGCACAGAAAAGGGCUGGGUCUGGGGUUUCUCCUUCCAGUGUCAUGCAAGGUGGCGAGACAGACACCGCUGCAGGAGUGUCAUUUCAGGUGUUGACUCCACUUUCUUCAGCUUCAAACGAAUGCGCCCCGCCUACUUCUGUUUCAUCACAGGUGGUUGCCCAUCAGUGUCCCCAAUGUGGGAAGUGCUUUAAUUAUCAGUCCCAACUUGUUCAACACCAGCAAAUACACUGCGGAGAUAAUCCAUACAAGUGCUCCAACUGCGGGAAUAGAUUCAAAUUCUAUACCAGCUUGUCAAAUCAUAAGAGGAUGCAGUGCAUUGGCACUGCGUAUAGCUGCCCCAAGUGCUGGAGAGAGUUUGGUUCACUGCGUGAGAAAUUGAGACACCAGUGUCCACACAAUGAUGUCAUGUACAUCUGUCCUCAGAGCGGGAAGAGUUUCAAGACGCCACAGCAACUGCCAUUCCAGUGCAAUCAGUGCGCAAUGUCCUUUUCCGAUGGGGAUCAGCUGCAGACCCAUGAGAAAAUUCACGGACUUCCCCAGACGCUUGACUGUCACACUUGUGGAGUAACUUUCAGCAACUUGCCCAGCCUUGUGCAACAUGUGGAAGCCCACAAAAGGUCAGAUUUGAAGCCAUCGUCUCACCUUCCCAGGAAGAAGAAAGGAUUGCUGCUUCCAAAAACACACCAUUGCCAUCAAUGUGGGAAGUCGUUUGUAACUAAUCGCCGCCUUAAGGAUCAUGUGCGUACUCAUUUGAAUUAUCGUCCCUUCUCAUGCUCCUACUGUGGGAAAUGUUUUACCCAGAAGGGGAAUCUCAAUGUUCACAUAAGGAUCCACACAGGGGAGAGACCCUAUAUGUGCUCUGUAUGUGGGAAGACCUUUCAGUCUGCAGGGAAUCUGCAAGUCCACCAGCGCUUUCACACUGGAGAGAAACCUUACCAAUGCAAAGAGUGUGACAAACGUUUUACUAAGUCGAGCCAUUUAGUCGUCCACAUGCGUGGGCAUACUGGAGAGCGUCCCUUCACCUGUCAUGAAUGUGGGAGGAGUUUCAUCCGGAAGACAUGCUUAAAGAAACAUUUGUUGGUUCAUUCAGGGCAAAAGCCAUAUUCACGUCCUCGUUGUCCGAAUAAUUCCAAACGCGGUGCGCAACCAAACUAUCACAUGAAGGACACUACCUCUAAUUCCGCCGUGAUUGGACAUUCGGCUCCUGUGGUGGGACAUUCAGGCGCCGUGGUGGGUCAUUCGGGCGCCGUGGUGGGACAUUCGGGCACCGUGGUGGGACAUUCGGGCGCCGUGGUGGGACAUUCGGGCGCCGUGGUGGGACAUUCGGGCGCCGUUGCUGGACACGUUUCUGGACAUGUGGCUGGACACGUGGCUGUACCAGCAAUCUAUCAUGAUAGUCUUAACAUUAAAAUGUUAGCACAUGUUGGCAUGUCCAGAGGCUAUACCAUGGAGAGGCUAGGAGGCGGUCCCUCAAAUUGUUAGGUGUUGCCCCGCAUGUGGACGUUCGUCUGUUUUUAAUCUUCUCGUUUAGUUGGGGGUGAAACUGGGAGUAUAUUUGCUAGCCAACCAAUUAAUUAUGGGGAAAAUCAAUACUAGAUUCUGGGAAUUUCAAGUCCUAUUAGUCGCACUAACACAGAUUUUCAAACAUACGCCCUGCAUUGAGUUCUUUCAAGAAUUUUAAUUAUAACAGUUAUUUACCUAUUGUUAGGUUGCGAUGGAAUGGUCUUCAAAGAAACUUUUCAGACAAAUGUGUUGACAUUUCUUGAUACAGAUAUGACUGUAAGAUCAGGGUUUGGAUACUCACUUGUCUUUGUUAAUUAGCUUUGAAAGUAACCACCCCUUUUGCUUUACACUUGUUUCAUGUCCCUGUAUCUUUUGAAUGGGUGUGAAAUUCCUGUUUGUUGAUGAGUUUACUUCUGCCAGUUGCUGUUUGAAUUUGUUGCUUUAUGGUAAAGAGAACUUGCUAUACCUUUUUGCCCAUUUGAUAACGUUAAAGUUGCCAAACAAAGUUAAACUACAAUACUACUUUCACUUGUCACUUGCAUUGCAUAUACAUCCUGUCCCAGAACCUUAUCAAGUAGCUUACUUUGUUCUGAGUUCUGAGAUUAAUGGACCAGUUUACAAGCUACUUUAUUGUUUCAUAUGAUGUUCCAUUUUUU